GCUAGGUUCCGGCGAUUGACACGUGCAUGUGAAAACCAUUAUGUUUACCGAAGAAAAGAACAACUGUUAUUUACUUCUCAAUGAUGGCAGUGUCUUUCCCGGACGGAGUUUCGGGGCGACUGCUCCAGUUGAUGGGGAAGUUGUUUUUCAAACGGGUAUGGUCGGAUACCCUGAGUCCCUGACGGAUCCAUCGUAUCACGGGCAAAUACUGGUUCUGACUUACCCACUGAUUGGCAACUACGGGGUACCUGGUGACGAGAAGGACGAGCAUGGAUUGCCUUAUUGGUUUGAGUCCAGCAGGAUAUGGACGGCUGGGCUCAUCGUCGGAGAGGUCUGCGACACUCCCAGCCACUGGAGACAGACGAAGACUCUUUCAGAUUGGAUGAAGGAGCAGAACAUUCCAGGGAUACAUGAGAUCGACACCCGUGCACUUACCAAGGUCAUCAGGGAGAAGGGGAGCAUUUUGGGGAGGAUCGUGUAUGAGCAACCUGCUGGGGGGAAUGUUACUCCAGAAAUCGCCGAUCCCAAUUGCAGGAAUUUAGUUGCUGAGGUGUCGUGUAAAUCCCCAAAAACGUACAACCCCCAAGGCAGCCCCAAGAUCUGCGUGGUGGACUGCGGUCUGAAAUACAACCAAAUCCGCUGUCUCCUAAACCGCGGGGCCUCGGUAACGGUCGUCCCCUGGGACCACGACCUCUCCUCCCUCCCCUUCGACGGUCUCUUCCUGAGCAACGGUCCCGGCGAUCCUAGCAUGUGCCUCAAAACCAUCCAAAACCUCCGGUCGUUCCUGUCCGCGAGCCCCACCACCCCCGUCUUCGGCAUCUGCAUGGGCCACCAACUCCUCUCCCUGGCAGCCGGCUGCAAGAGUUACAAGAUGCCCUACGGCAACCGCGGUCACAAUCAGCCCGCGAUCCACAGUGGCACCAACCGCUGCUACAUGACCUCCCAGAACCACGGUUUCGCGGUUGACGUCGACCAAUUGCCGAAAGGCUGGGAGGUCCUCUUUACGAACGCCAACGACAGCUCGAACGAAGGCAUCAUCCACGCGACGCACCCUCACUUCUCCGUACAGUUCCACCCGGAGCACACGGCAGGUCCCCAAGACCUCGAAUGCCUCUUCGACGUCUUCAUAGAAAUGUCGAACGAACGCGUAGGAAAGGGCAAAGUUCCUUCAGGAGUUUUGCUCAAAGAGCUUCUUACAAAGAAACUGAAAUACAUUCCGCCCGAACAAGACAGUAUCACGAGACCGAAAAAAGUCCUGAUCCUAGGGUCGGGGGGUCUAUCUAUCGGUCAAGCUGGGGAGUUCGACUACUCGGGGUCGCAAGCCGUGAAAGCUUUGAAAGAAGAGAACAUUCAGACCGUCCUGAUCAACCCGAACAUAGCCACCGUGCAAACGUCGAAAGGAAUGUCUGACAAGAUCUACUUCUUGCCGAUAAUUCCCCAAUACGUCGAGCAGGUGAUACGGUCAGAGCGACCUGACGGCGUCCUUCUAACAUUCGGUGGUCAAACAGCGUUAAAUUGCGGGGUCGAACUGGAGAGGUCCGGCGUCUUCUCCAAAUACGGGAUUAAAAUCCUAGGAACCCCGAUUAAAUCCAUAAUCGAUACCGAGGACAGAAAGAUCUUCUCCGACCAAAUCAGCGAGAUCCAGGAGAAAGUAGCCCCUAGUGCGGCCGUCUACUCCAUCCAAGAAGCCCUCGAAGCGGCUGAAAAACUGGAGUACCCAGUGAUGGCUAGGGCCGCGUUUUCCUUAGGAGGUUUAGGAUCGGGAUUCGCGAACACUAAGGAUGAGCUGAGGAUCCUUGCGCAGCAGGCAUUGGCCCACUCCAGCCAGCUGAUCAUCGACAAGUCCCUGAAAGGGUGGAAGGAAGUCGAGUACGAAGUCGUAAGGGACGCCUACGACAACUGCAUCACCGUCUGCAAUAUGGAGAACGUCGAUCCCUUGGGGAUUCACACCGGGGAGUCAAUUGUCGUAGCUCCCAGUCAAACCCUGUCCAACAGGGAGUACAAUAUGCUUAGGACGGUGGCUAUCAAGGUGAUCAGGCACUUUGGGAUCGUAGGAGAGUGCAACAUUCAGUACGCCCUCAACCCUCUCUCCGAGGAGUACUACAUCAUCGAAGUGAAUGCAAGGUUGUCUAGGAGUUCUGCUCUCGCGAGCAAGGCCACGGGGUAUCCUUUGGCUUACGUGGCAGCCAAAUUGGCUUUGGGGAUUCCCCUUCCCGAAAUAAGCAACUCCGUCACUGGAAAGACGACAGCCUGCUUCGAGCCCAGCCUCGAUUACUGCGUGGUGAAGAUCCCCAGGUGGGAUCUCAGCAAGUUUCAAAGGGUCAGCACGAAGAUCGGAUCUUCGAUGAAGAGCGUCGGGGAGGUGAUGGCCAUCGGUAGGAAGUUCGAGGAGGCUUUCCAGAAGGCCCUUAGGAUGGUCGACGAGAAUGUCAACGGCUUCGACCCCAACCUGAAGCCCCUGAACGACGAGGAACUCGAGAAACCCACGGACAAACGAAUGUUCGUUCUCGCUGCUUCCAUGAAGGCCGGCUACUCCAUCGAUCGUCUGUACGAACUCACGAAGAUCGACCGCUGGUUCCUCCACAAGAUGCAGAACAUAAUCUCGUACUAUGAGCUCUUCGAGUCCAUCGGCCCCGAGAAGCUCUCCCACUCGAUCCUCCUGGGGGCCAAAAAGAUCGGCUUUUCCGACAAGCAGAUUGCGGUCGCUGUCAAGAGCGCUGAGCUAGCUGUUCGAAAGCAGCGAAAGGAGUUCAACAUCUGGCCGUUCGUCAAGCAGAUCGACACGGUGGCUGCCGAGUGGCCGGCCACAACAAACUACCUCUACCUGACUUACAACGGAUCGACCCACGACAUUGACUUCCCCGGGGGCUACACCAUGGUCAUAGGAUCGGGGGUCUACAGGAUCGGCAGCUCCGUGGAGUUCGACUGGUGCGCAGUCAGCUGUCUUCGGGAGCUGCGAAACCUCGGGAGGAAGACCAUCAUGAUCAAUUACAAUCCCGAGACCGUGAGCACGGAUUACGAUAUGUCCGACAGACUUUACUUCGAGGAGAUAUCGUUCGAAGUCGUCAUGGAUAUCUACGACAACGAGAACCCGGAGGGCGUGAUCCUCUCGAUGGGCGGACAACUGCCGAACAACAUCGCUAUGGAUUUGCAUAGGCAACAGGCCAGAAUCCUGGGCACCUCCCCGGAGUCGGUCGACGGGGCUGAGAACCGUUUCAAGUUCUCGCGGAUGCUCGACAGGAUCGGGAUAUCACAACCGCGGUGGAAGGAGCUGACGAACCUCACGUCUGCCAUCGAGUUCUGCGAGGAGGUCGGCUACCCCUGUCUCGUGCGGCCGUCCUACGUGCUCAGUGGGGCCGCCAUGAACGUCGCCCACUCCCAUCAGGACCUCGAGUCCUACCUCAAGAACGCAAGUGAUGUCUCGAAAGAACAUCCCGUCGUCAUCUCGAAGUUUAUACUCGAGGCGAAGGAGAUCGACGUCGACGCUGUGGCGUAUGACGGCGUCAUCCUCUGCAUGGCUGUCUCGGAGCAUGUGGAAAACGCUGGGGUGCACUCGGGGGAUGCCACCCUGGUGACGCCCCCGCAGGACAUCAAUCCUGAGACCCUCGCGAAGAUCAAGGUCAUCUCGCGGGCGAUCGCGGCGUCGCUGGAGGUCACCGGGCCCUUUAACAUGCAGCUCAUCGCCAAGGAUAAUGAGCUGAAGGUCAUCGAGUGCAAUGUCAGGGUGUCGCGGUCUUUUCCGUUUGUCUCGAAGACGUUGGAUCAUGACUUUGUGGCGAUGGCGACCAGGAUUAUGGUGGGGGAGACUGUGGAUCCUGUGGAUAUUCUCGCGGGUUGUGGAAAGGUGGGGGUGAAGGUCCCCCAGUUCUCGUUCUCGAGGCUCGCGGGGGCGGAUGUCACGCUUGGUGUCGAGAUGGCGUCCACGGGAGAGGUCGCCUGCUUCGGCGAUGACCGGUAUGAGGCGUAUCUUAAAGGCAUGAUGAGCACUGGGUUCUACAUCCCGCAGAAGGGCAUUCUCCUGUCUAUUGGGAGCUUUAAGCACAAAAUGGAAUUACUAUCGUCUAUCAGAAGUCUGAACAAGAUGGGGUACAAGCUAUACGCUAGUAUGGGAACUGCUGAUUUCUACACGGAGCAUGGAGUUGAGGUGGAGCCAGUACAAUGGACCUUCGAGAACAUCGACGUCAACGAGGACUCAAGUCCCAGUGAGCUUCGUCAUCUAGCCGACUUUCUCUCGAAAAAGCACUUCGAUCUGGUGAUAAAUCUGCCGAUGCGCAACGGCGGAGCCCGGAGGGUCUCCAACUUCAUGACUCACGGGUAUCGAACUCGCAGGCUCGCGGUUGAUUACUCUGUGCCGCUGGUGACCGAUGUCAAGUGCGCAAAGAUGCUGGUGGACGCAAUCAACAAACUGGGAGGUCGAGCGCCACGAAUGAAGACCCACACCGACUGUAUGUCCUCUCGAAGGAUCCUCAGGCUCCCUGGCUUCAUCGAUGUGCACGUGCACACUCGUGAUCCAGGUGCCACGCACAAGGAGGACUUUGCCUCGUGCACAGCAGCUGCUCUAGCUGGCGGUGUCACUAUGAUAUUCGCAAUGCCCAAUACCAAUCCGGCGGUUAUUGAUCACCAGUCCUUUUCGGUGGCUAAAGAGUGUGCAAGUGCUGGUGCUCGUUGUGACUAUGCCCUCUUCGUGGGUGCAUCCUCGAGUAAUUCCACAACAAUCCCUGAGAUUGCACCGAUGGCAGCUGCCCUAAAAAUGUAUCUGAACGAGACGUUUACGACAUUGAGACUGAAGGAUGUCAGUGAUUGGAUGAAGCACUUCGAAAAUUGGCCUCGGAAAUAUCCUCUCUGUGUUCACGCCGAGGGCCACAUCACUGCCACUGUCUUGGUCUUGGCCAGUCGAUACAAUCGACCUGUCCACAUCUGUCACGUUGCACGAAAGGAGGAGAUCCAGAUAAUUCGUGCAGCUAAAGAAUCUGGUCUCAAUGUAACAUGCGAAGUGAGCCCUCACCAUCUGUUUUUAACCCAGAAUGAUCUGGAAAAGAUUGGAGCUGCCAGGGGUGAAGUCAGACCUGUUCUGGGGACUCCAGAGGAUCAACAAGCACUCUGGGAUAAUAUCGAUAUCAUCGAUUGUUUCGCUACAGAUCAUGCUCCUCACACAGUCGAAGAGAAAGAUGGCGAGAAAGCACCUCCGGGUUACCCAGGUCUCGAGACAAUUCUUCCACUCCUCCUGAAUGCUGUUCACGAAGGCAGACUCACAAUCGAGGACAUAAUCGAAAAAUUCCACACGAACCCCAAACGUAUCUUCAACAUCCCCUCCCAGCCGAACACCUACGUGGAAGUGGACCUCGACGAGGAGUGGACAAUUCCAAAAGCCCUGCCCUUCACAAAAUCCAAAUGGACGCCGUUCGCAGGAAUGAAAAUUCGUGGCUCAAUCCACCGAGUUGUCCUCCGUGGGGAGGUGGCCUACGUCGAGGGCCAGGUGCUGGUGCCCCCAGGUUUCGGCCAGGACAUUCGUGAGGUCCAACGAAACCAGAAGAUCCAGCCAAUCCUGCACACAACAACAGUCGACGUGACCAGUCGUCCCAACUCUGCCCUCGACAAACUCAUCUCGCCCACCUACGAGAAGGGAAUUUCCUAUCCUGCACACGUUGCGUCAGCCCCACAGUCUGACGAAGUCAACGAUUUCUACCCCCACCUCCUUCAGCCGGUCCCACCGAAGGGUGGCGUCCACUUCGGACCAGACGUCGAGGCUCGAGACCUGUCGAAAAUCCCCCCGAGACCGUUGUCUCCUCUCCUGGGAAGACUCAAGACCGAUCCUAACUACCUUCUGCAGUCCUCAACAGUCGUGAGACAUCAUCCGUCACCCCACCAUGGUCUCGCUGGCCAGCACAUCCUCACCGCCGACAUGUUCACUAAGGAACAGCUCAACGACAUCUUCAACCUCGCUCAGACACUUCGAGUGGACGUCCUGAAGGACCGCCCUCUGGACAAUAUUUUACGGGGAAAGGUCAUGGCGUCGAUCUUCUACGAGGUCAGUACCAGGACAUCCUGUAGCUUUGACACCGCCAUGCAGCGCUUAGGCGGAAAGGUCAUCCACAUGGAUGAGACCACCUCCUCCGUAAAGAAAGGGGAAACCUUAGAGGAUUCGAUAGCCAUUAUGGCGGGUUAUGCGGACGCAGUUGUCCUCCGUCACCCUGAGCCCGGUGCGGUGGCCAGGGCUGCCCAGCACUGCCGAAAACCCAUGAUCAAUGCUGGGGAUGGGGUCGGCGAGCACCCGACACAGGCUUUACUGGACGUCUUUACCAUUCGGGAGGAGAUUGGAACCGUCAAUGGCUUGACCAUCACAAUGGUCGGAGAUCUUAAACACGGGAGGACCGUUCACUCUCUCGCUAGGCUCCUCACCCUCUACAAUGUGAACCUCCGCUAUGUCAGUCCAGCCAGUCUAGGCAUGCCUGAUCAUGUGAUAAAUUAUGUGGCGAAGAGGGGGGUGCCUCAGGAGAAAUUCUCGAGUCUUGAGGAGGUCCUGCCCGACACCGAUGUCCUCUACAUGACCAGGAUCCAGAGGGAGAGGUUUCACAGUCAGGAAGAGUAUGAUAGGGUCUGCGGGCACUUUGUCGUUACCCCUCAGCUCAUGACGAGGGCCAAGAGGAGGAUGGUGGUCAUGCAUCCUCUGCCCAGGAACUUUGAGAUCAGUCCGGAGUUCGAUAACGAUCCCAGGGCCGCGUAUUUCAGGCAGGCCGAGUGCGGGGUCUAUGUCAGGAUGGCUCUGCUUGCUAUGGUCCUAGGGAGGUGCUGAGCGGGACGUAUUAUUUCUGUAGGUUUUAGGGUUUAGGUGGGAGGGUGCGAGGAGAAGAACACUGCGGAUAAAUUUCGGGGAAAAGGCUGGCGAAUGCGGUGGAAAUUCUAGGGAAUUGGGCGGUUUUCGGGGAAUAUCUCGGAAUCUAGGGGAGAUGGCAGAAUUUUUAUACGGACCUUUCUUGUGGCCCUUAGUUUGUUCUACAAAAAAGGUCAUUACGAAAAUUUCGGAUCUCCCCUAGAUUCGGAGAUAUUCCCCGAAAACGCGGCUAAGAGCUACUGAGUUGCUUUUUGGAGAUUCUAGUGAAAUUCUGCAGCUCAUCUGAGCGUUUUAAUUUUGGGAGACAUGUUCAAUGAGAAUAUUCUAUAGCCAGCAUCUAUAGAGUUCAAUUUUUUUAUGCAACUUGUGCUAUUGAGAUUUUUUGAAGAAAUUCCUCGUCCCAAAUUUU
Molecule: messenger RNA, 7241 nt
Organism: Diachasma alloeum
Lineage: Eukaryota; Metazoa; Arthropoda; Insecta; Hymenoptera; Braconidae
Gene: rudimentary
Product: CAD protein
Exons: 11
Coding region: 41-6793 (2250 amino acids)
Biological process (GO): UTP biosynthetic process; 'de novo' pyrimidine nucleobase biosynthetic process; L-citrulline biosynthetic process
Cellular component (GO): cytosol; cytoplasm
Molecular function (GO): carbamoyl-phosphate synthase (glutamine-hydrolyzing) activity; dihydroorotase activity; aspartate carbamoyltransferase activity
Source: RefSeq, a predicted model, not a curated record